AUGGCAAUGCCUAGGGCUUUCAAAUAUAACAUCGCGAUCGGCUCUUUAAGCUACGACUUAUUUACAGCUUUUAUUAUUGGAAUAUGUUUAGGGACGAUUCUUGUGGUUCUGCUCUCGUCGUCGGCGCUUUCGAGUGAACCAGGACCGCCCUCUUCGCCAAGUGAUGGUCAGAUCCCUUUGCCUCCAUCAUGUUCGUCUGACGCCAAUCCACCAUCUCCACCUUCACUGCCAUCUCCACCUUCUCCGCCAUCCUCACCGUCUCAAGGAUCUCCGCCACCUCCUGGACCACCCUCUUCGCCAAGCGAUGGUCAGCUCCCUUCACCUCCAUCACCUUCCUCUGGCGCAAACCCGCCAUCACCACCUUCCGGCUGCCUACAUCCUCCUGGAUCACCUUCUUCGCCAUCAUCUUCUUCUGGUGCUAGUCCGCCAUCACCACCUUCUCCACCUUCUCCAGGAUCACCGCCAUCUCCUCCAUCUCCAGUAUUACCUCCAUCUCCGGUAUUACCUCCAUCCCCGGUAUUACCUCCAUCCCCGGUAUUACCUCCAUCCCCGGUAUUACCUCCAUCCCCGGUAUUACCCCCAUCUCCAGUACUACCACCAUCACCACCCUCUGGGGAAGGUGGAGGCUCAGGAGGAAAUCUCUCAGUGAGUACUACCGCAACUGCUUUUACAACUGUUCCUUCCCCCACAGGGCCGGAUCCAAACUCUUUUCUUCUCGGCACUUUGCGCCCCAAGUGCAGCUCAGGGACAACUCAUACCGAUGACCUCAUAGGUCCCAAGUGGGAUGAACAAAUUCGUCUAUUGGCAGAGCGCUGCGAGGAUAAUGACAAGAUCACGUUGUACAGCUGUAAAAAUCGCUGCGGAGUGGAACAGAGAGAUGCUUCUGUACCAAUGGGAGCUAGAUAUUUACCUAGAUGUUUCUGUGAUAAACUCUGUGAUGACUUUGGUGACUGCUGUUUUGACUUUGACGCAUUGUGUCGAGCGCAUGUCAAUCCCCAGAAAAACCCUUUAACUUCGGAUCAUAUUUGCCUGGCUGUCAAACAAGGAAUUGGUCCAACGUACAUUGGUUACACAGCCUGGAAGGCGUGUCCACAGAAUUGGACAAAGAAAAGCGUGCGCCAAAAAUGUCAGGAAGAAGAUCAAAGUGACCUUUUAAGAAAUUUGCCAGUAUUCGACUUUGACAGUCUCACCACGUACAGAAAUAUAUUUUGUGCGAGAUGCAAUGGCGCUGUAAACACAGGAUACUGGACACUUCAACUCGAAUGUGACUGGUUUAAUGUGACGAACUUUAAUUUUACCAGUGAGAGGGUCUUUCUGAGCAAUUAUAACUGCUCCAUUAAAACAUCACCAAGAGACCAUCUGCUUAGUUUUUCAAAACGAUGCGUUCCUCGGUUUCAGGACUGCUACGGUAUCAGCCAAGAGAAAAACGAAUCUUACUGUCAGACUGAAUGUCUCAGAUACGCUUUCCCUGUCUGUUUUGAUACCGGACGAAUCCUAUUUAGAAAUCCACAGUGCGGAUUGUGCAAUGGUUUUGAUCCAAGUUAUCUCGAAUGCGAGUGUACUUCUGGAGGUAAACCAGGAACCCGUCCCCUUUCUAUCCUUUUCGAUUUUGGUUCCACAUCCAUGUCUGUUCAAGUAAAAGACAGUCAAGAGAGUGAGACGCUCUACGUUGAGCAAUUUUGGUCUUGUUCUUCCGAUGAAGUAUACGAUCCAUACACUGGAAGCUGCAAACCCAUUGUCUCAACCGGACGCGAUGAUCCUCGACGCAACGAAACCCAGACAGGGAUUCUAAACUGUACCUUUAUAUCAUUUAAUAAGACAGAUUACAUACAGCUUGCGAACGGUUCCGUCUACUUAAAACCCCACAACAAGACAUAUAGCAAUACUACAUACACAAUUCGUGACAACAGAUUACUGCUGUGUCUGAAUUUCUCAAGAAAUUUCACUAGAACGGAAAAGGGGCGAGGAAACGGCUACAAGAUAAGAACGACGCCAGCACCUCUCCAACUUCUUACUUUAAUCGGAUGUAUAGCGUCGAUUAUUUCUUUAAUUCUGCUGAUAAUUACUUACAUGUUAUUUGCUGAACUCCGCAACCUACCUGGGAAGAUCAUAAUCAACUUGGCGAUUUCUCUGUUGCUGUACCAAAGUGUCUUCUUUUCAGCGGUUAAACAUGAAGACCCAGACGUGUGUUUGGCAGUUGCAGUUCUUCUUCAUUUCUUUGUUCUGUCCUCCUUCACGUGGAUGAACGUUAUGGCUUAUGACGUGCAUCGGAUUUUUACUCCCUCAGGUAAUGGUGUUGCUGUAAACCGACAAGGAAGCUACAAGAAGCGCUUGAUGGCGUACUGUCUGUAUGCCUGGGGAACUCCUGCCUUUGUCGUUCUUCUAUGUGUCACGGUUGACCAUGUCAAAAAGGGUUCCGUGGGAUAUGGGGAAGGAGCAGACGAAUGUUUCAUAUCACAGCCUCAAGCGAUCCUUUAUGCCUUUGUUUUGCCUGUUGCACUGGUGAUGAUCUUCAAUCUCUUUGCUUUGGGACACAUUGUUAUUCAUAUCGUCAAGACUCGUAAGGAGACGCAGCAAGUAACCAGUCAGAGACAGGGUGGCAACGUAGCUGUGAUUGGUGUUAAAAUGGCUUCAGUGAUGGGUGUGACAUGGAUUCUUGGGAUUGCUGCAAACUUGAAAGCUUUAUCAUUCCUGUGGUACCCGUAUGUGGUUUUGAACAGUCUUCAAGGACUGUUUAUUUUCCUGUCAUUUGCCGUCAGUGGAAGAGCUCUUGAAUUGUACAAGAGUAAAGUGGCCGACAUCUUGAAGGAUCUGAGAACCAAAAGGGAAAACAACAAACAAAGCAGCUCUUCCUGUGACGCACAGUCUACAAAUAUCACAUCUACUGGCAAUCAUGCCACAUCUACCAGCAAUCUUGCCACAUCCACUGGCAAUCUUGCCACAUCUACUGGCAAUCAAGAUACGCGACAGAUUGAAGAUACAAGCUUGUAAAUUGUAAAUCAAAAUACACUCGUGUAAGCGUCGUAGACAUAUGUGAGUCAAAUCAGAUAUCAGUGUACAGUCGGCCUACUAUAUUUUUGUGCCGUAUUUCGAUGACGCUGAAGAGCUUGUGAGAAAUUUGAAUGCAUAACAUUUUUCCUAUGUGAAGUUAGCGUCUCACGGGGUAACGUGGUUACAAGCUGUUACAGUAGCAACGCCGGAAACAUGUACGGACUAAAGUUAAAACAGGACACACGAGUCUAGUGUUAUAAGACCGGAAAGUCACGUAGAAGGAUUUAAAACGUCCAAUUUGGUUGGAAACAAGUCCUUAAAAUUAAGUAGAUUCAAAACCAUACGAGUAAUCAAUCGGUGCCGGCUCUAAUCUAUUUCUAGCUUUUGUUUAUUUUUAUUUUUUCUAGUUUUCUAGAUUUUUCAGUUUGAUUUAGUCCCGGGAAUAAGCCGGCACUCGUGGUAGGCUCUGUUAAAUUUAAAUGAAAAUAACGUAAUCAGGCUCGGCUUGAAUAGUUGUCCAUGGGAGUUAGUGUUUCGGAAGAGCUGCCAAUGAUGGUUGCGAUUUCAAACUUACCGUUAUUCUAGAUGUCCUUUCCAGGUCUUGUCAAUGAGCACUAAUGAUUAGCCCCAAGGGAAACAGUGAGUUUUGUUUCCCUGAGACCCUCAGUGUUCCCCGAGGCGAAGCGUGGAUAUAUGUAAGAAGAUUGUUGUACCUCCCAACUCAAAAGUAGAAAACAACUGCGAAGAAAUCGUUUGCUUUAA
This is a messenger RNA of Orbicella faveolata, 3753 nucleotides long. RefSeq lists its product as uncharacterized. Gene Ontology annotation, molecular function: G protein-coupled receptor activity. Gene Ontology annotation, biological process: cell surface receptor signaling pathway; G protein-coupled receptor signaling pathway. Gene Ontology annotation, cellular component: membrane. The record is from RefSeq and is a predicted model, not a curated record. NCBI's taxonomy places the organism in Eukaryota, Metazoa, Cnidaria, Anthozoa, Scleractinia, Merulinidae.